AUGCCGACUCGCAACGACAUCAUCAUCGCCCUCGCCCUCUAUCUCCCAAUCCUGCUUGCCCUGCUCUUCUACCUCAGCUCACCAGCCAACUUCCUCGCCCGCACCUAUGGCCCAACUGCGCUCGCGAUCUACAAGCAGCUCAAGCCAUACCUGAUCGGUUCUCUGCAGUCUAGUUUCGUCAUCAUGCUCGCCAUUGGUCUGUAUUCAGUACUGGACCGGAUGUGGUGGUUUUGGAAGAGGAAUGAGCUCUUUGAGCCGCAUAAUGCUCUGGAAAUUGGAAUCAUCUAUGUCUAUGCUUUGGCGGGGAUGGUGGCUAUUUUCAAUCGGUCGGUACCGAACGUUGGCGGGAGUGCUCCGGUACGAGUCUUGGGGUGGAUCUGGGGGGUCACUGAGGUUUGGGUCUUUGAGCCUGUUGGGAUGUGUGUACUCGCCGUCUGGCAAUGUUGCCACGUCCUUGUACGCACGUUCGUUGACCGCGCCAACCCCGGGAAGGAGACAAGUCUCAAGCUUGACGACACGACUCCGGAAAAAGACAAUACUGCAAUUUCUGCCGUCCUGGUCGACGGUGGCCAGGAGGCUGAACCCGAGCUGCUUGAUGGAUCUGCUAGCCCUACGGAUUCCCGUAACAGUGACAACGCCCUCGAAACAGAAUCGAACGCCUGGGCAACCAUAGCCGACGACCAGAGCAGCCAUGAGGCCGAUGACAAGCUCAAGGGCGCCAAGGGAAGGAGUAUCGCCUCUGCUGUCUUCAUCACUCCGGGCCUGAAGAGUCCAAAGCCCCACGAUGGCGGUCUCGUCACUCCCUCGCCAUCGCCAGCGGGUCGUGCCAUGGUAGCGACGGCGGAAAAUCCUUGCCCCGGCUGGACAGCGCCUGAGAAUAUGGGACGCUGA
Recurvomyces mirabilis is the source of this 891-nucleotide messenger RNA. RefSeq lists its product as uncharacterized. The coding region runs from base 1 to 891 and encodes 296 amino acids. The record is from RefSeq and is a predicted model, not a curated record. The transcript has 2 exons. NCBI's taxonomy places the organism in Eukaryota, Fungi, Ascomycota, Dothideomycetes, Mycosphaerellales, Teratosphaeriaceae.